Cricetulus griseus (Chinese hamster) is the source of this 1599-nucleotide messenger RNA. Lineage: Eukaryota; Metazoa; Chordata; Mammalia; Rodentia; Cricetidae. The record is from RefSeq and is a predicted model, not a curated record.
UUCCAGGUCUCUGGAGGUCACGGGCACAAUGCUUUGGGUCCUGGUGGGGGCUGUCCUCCCUGUCAUGCUGCUGGCUGCCCCUCCACCCAUCAACAAGCUGGCCCUGUUUCCGGACAAGAGUGCCUGGUGUGAAGCCAAGAACAUCACGCAGAUUGUGGGCCACAGCGGCUGUGAGGCCAAGUCCAUCCAGAACAGGGCGUGCCUAGGACAGUGCUUCAGCUAUAGCGUCCCCAACACCUUCCCGCAGUCCACAGAGUCCCUGGUGCACUGUGACUCCUGCAUGCCGGCGCAGUCCAUGUGGGAGAUUGUGACCUUGGAGUGUCCUGGCCACGAGGCGGUGCCCAGGGUGGACAAGCUGGUGGAGAAGAUUGUGCAUUGCAGCUGCCAGGCCUGCGGCAAGGAGCCCAGUCACGAGGGCCUGAGUGUCUAUGUGCAGGGUGAAGAUGGGCUGGGCUCCCAGCCUGGACCGCACCCCCACCCCCACCCGCACCCUGGUGGCCAGACCCCAGAGCCCGAAGAACCUCCUGGAGCCCCUCAGGUUGAGGAAGAGGUUGCUGAGGACUGAGGGCCCCCAACUCUUCCUCCCCUCUUGUCCCCUGUGGAAUGUUGGGUCCCACCCUCCAGGGAAGAGGGAGGGGAGAGGCAGAAGCCCCCUCAUCCCCUUUGGCACUGGAUGGACUUGGAAUGCUGCCCGGUUGUCAUGGAGAUCUGAAGGGAGGGGCUGGAGCCAAGCUGCACAAUUUAAUAUAUGCAAGAAGGGGGGAGGAAGCAGACAUCCUCAGGGCUCUUUUUUGGAAGGUGAAGUGUGGUCUUUUGCUUUCUAGAGAUGAGUCCCUGGGGUGGAGAGGAAGUGGGCUGAGGAUGAGAAAGACCCUCAAAUAGGGCAGGUCCAGGCCAGGGUCCACACAACUCCUCAUGGGGCAGGAUCCCCAGGGAUGGGCAGAGGGUGGGUACCAUGGCAGCCGGAGGGUCCAGGCUGGGAAGACUGCUGGCAGAGGCAGGAAUCUCCAACCCUGUAGGUUUCCCUAAAGGCGUCCUUCACACCCCACAUCCAGGAAAAGCAUCCCGUUGAAUGGAGUGUGUUAGGAGUCAGGCUGGGGCAGGACCCCGCUUACUCAGGUGCCAGAGUGUCACUGAAGAAGAAAGAACAUCCUUCCUCAGAGAUCUUGGCACUCUGCCUGCCAUGUUCUAGACCCUUUGGGAAGCAGAUGCAGCCAGCCCCACUGUCUUUGGGGCUGGUUUUUCUGAACGAGGUGGUGCUUGGUUUAUCUCCAUCACCUGGGACCAUAGUGGACAGGAGGCCCCUGCAUAGGGCCCCUGCUGACCUUGGCUUUCUCUAGCUCCCAUUCUCCCCUUUCCUCCUUCCCGGCUGCACUUUAACACUAGGGCUGGGCAGGUAGUGAGGAAGAGCCCUCUGUCCCCCGAUACUUUGGCACCAUUGCACCAUUGUUUGUGUCCAGGGGGCUGCCAGCUUAUCCCCUGCUUGGGGGUGCCCCAGCCCAUGGCUGUUCGACGAGAGCCUUAGAGCUUGUAACUAGUAGCCAUCUCCCCCAAACCAGAGUGUUUUCAUGAAUAAAUACCUUCAAUGCGUCCACUCUC